This is a messenger RNA of Xyrauchen texanus (razorback sucker), 1012 nucleotides long. RefSeq names its product bladder cancer associated protein (gene blcap). The transcript is spliced from 2 exons. The coding region runs from base 221 to 484 and encodes 87 amino acids. The record is from RefSeq and is a predicted model, not a curated record. Lineage: Eukaryota; Metazoa; Chordata; Actinopteri; Cypriniformes; Catostomidae.
ACAAGGGGUCCUUGGAGUUGCUCUAAUCUACGCAAUCACCUAAAAGAAAGACAUGGCGACGGUUUCUAUACGAGAUCAGGAUUGGAUUUGAAGCAUGGCAGGUCUCGCCUGGUCUUUGAAUACCAAGUCUUAUCCCUUGCUGAUACACAAGGGAUUCACGAUCGUGUAGUGUCACGUCAGAUAUCUGCGCUCAUUCUAGGCUGCCCCACACGCAGACACGAUGUACUGCCUCCAGUGGUUACUCCCUGUUCUCUUGAUCCCUAAACCAUUGAAUCCGGCCCUGUGGUUCAACCACUCCAUGUUCAUGGGCUUCUACCUGCUCAGCUUCCUGUUGGAGAGGAAGCCCUGUACCAUUUGUGCCUUAGUUUUCCUGGCUGCUCUGUUUCUCAUCUGCUACAGCUGCUGGGGAAACUGCUUUCUUUAUCACUGCCAUGAUUCUCCACUGCCAGACUCCGCACAUGACCCCAACAUCGUAGGCACCUAGAAGUUCCAAUGACGCUUUUACACAGACCCUGGUCAAUCUCAAUCCGGACUGUGAAUCAAAAACCCACAAGAAAUGCUGAGACUUCUUUGUACCCACAUUGACAACCGCUCCACGGUCCCGCUGCAACUCAUAACAAACUGCUCUUGUUCCCUGACUUGAAUCUGUUCCCAAUGGCACAGGGGCAUCUCACCUUUGGUUAAGGUGUUUUGACGCUUGCAUGGGUUACCUCUAGGGUUCCUUUCUCAUUGUGUUCAAUGCACAUUCUUUCAUUUCUGGAUGCUGAGAUUUUUCCAAAGGGUAGAUGAUCAUUUGUGUGAGUGUGUAAAAGUUUGUAUGUUGUGAUUUUUGGGUUUCUGUUCAUGUGUCAUUAAUCAGUAUGAAUGCAAGUGUUAAGAGAACAGAGGUGAUAUAAGUUGAGCUAAAGGCGUGGAGCGCAUCUUCGUCUGCUGAGUUAGCUCAAAUGCUGUCACAACUUUUAAUUCAAUAAAGUUUCUUAUGAUCAAAGCAAGCUAUAUGGCUGAAUCAUAA